AUGUCUACCAUGGAAAGUUUGACGGUCGACGUUCUUGUGUGCGGAGGUGGCAUGUCGGGCCUGACUUGCGCCUCGUUUGCUGCGCGCGCCGGCGCCAAGGUGCUGGUCGUCGAAAAGCAGAAUGUCAUCGGCGGCUCGUCCAAUUACUCGGCCGGCAUGUUCUGGGCCCCCAGAAAUUACGACAAUCUGCGUGCGUGGGUGCCAUACGGCGACCCGACGCUGCAAAAGGCGUUUCUCGACGACUACCUCCCGGCCGUGCAGUGGAUGCGCGACAACAAUGUACCGACGGCGCCGCGCUUUGACGGCAUCAUGACCAUUGGCAUUGGCUUUCCCAUAACCAUCGGUGCUCUCCAGGGCAUACAGCGCGGCUGGAUCGAGUCCAACAACUCACAUAUUUGGACAGGCGCGUCAGUCGUCAAACUCGCCCAAGAGACGCCCGGUGUGGUUGGGUCGCGCGUCACGGGGGCUGUCGUGCUUCGUGGCGGCCGGCUUUACAACGUCACAGCCAAAACGGUCGUUCUCGCAACCGGUGGUUUCCAGGGCUCGCCCUCGCUGACAUCCCGCUACCUCGGCCCCGGCGCCGACAACAUUUUCGUGCGCGCCAACAAGGGGUCCGUGGGUGACGGACUGCGUCUGGCUGAGGGUGUGGGCGCCGGCACCAGCCGCGGCAUGGACACCUACUACGGCCACCUCUUGGCAGCGCCCCUGCGCGCCGAGAACGUCGACCCCAAAGAUUAUUUGCCGCUGGCGCAGUACCAGAGCAAACACUGCUUGCUGGUCAACGAGGCAGGCCGCCGCUUCGCUGACGAGACCACCGGCGACGAGAUCAUCAACCAGUACCUGGCCCGCCAAGAAAAGCGUCGCGGCUUUUUGCUCUUCAACGAAAAGACACGCUUGCAGCACUGCGUCCGUGCCCUCUUCCCCAACGCUGGCGACAUUGACCGACUGCAAAAGGCCAAGGCGCACGGCUGCCGCGUCGAGAGCGCGCCCACGCUCGAUGGUUUAGUGGGUAUUCUGCACAACUGGGGCGUCGACGGCGUCCAGGCGCGCCACACGAUUGACGACUACGACCGCGUCGUGCGUUUGGGUGACAAAACUGUUGUGCUCGAUGCCCCAGUUGGUGGAGGUGCCAAGCAUGGUGCUGCUCCGCCCCCGGCCCUCGUCGACGGCGACGGGCCGUUCUUUGCCAUGGAGGUUCAGCCGAGCAUCACCUUUACGUACGGUGGCAUCGCCAUUGACGCCGAGGGCCACGCACUGACUGCCGACAAGAUCCGCAUUCCCGGCUUGCAUGUCGCCGGCGUCGAUGCCGGUGGCUUUAGCAACACGGGUUACACCGGCGGAUUGUCGCUGGCCUUUGUAACCGGUUUGUGGGCCGCACGCCGGGUUGCCAGGGAGCUUAAUUUGCCAGAGCCGAAACUGCCAGCUCCCCAUCCGAGCGAUGUCAAGGUUACGACCACGGAGGCAAAAUUAUAG
Molecule: messenger RNA, 1473 nt
Organism: Sporothrix schenckii 1099-18
Lineage: Eukaryota; Fungi; Ascomycota; Sordariomycetes; Ophiostomatales; Ophiostomataceae
Exons: 1
Coding region: 1-1473 (490 amino acids)
Source: RefSeq, a predicted model, not a curated record